Messenger RNA from Tachyglossus aculeatus (Australian echidna), 7755 nucleotides. RefSeq names its product DOP1 leucine zipper like protein A (gene DOP1A). Lineage: Eukaryota; Metazoa; Chordata; Mammalia; Monotremata; Tachyglossidae. Bases 1 to 7416 code for a protein of 2471 amino acids. The transcript has 37 exons. Gene Ontology annotation, cellular component: trans-Golgi network; endosome. The record is from RefSeq and is a predicted model, not a curated record. Gene Ontology annotation, biological process: Golgi to endosome transport.
AUGAACACGGAGGAGCUGGAGUUACUGAGUGACUCCAAGUACAGGAACUACGUCGCCGCGGUGGACAAGGCACUGAAGAGUUUCGAGUACUCCAGCGAAUGGGCGGAUUUGAUUUCGGCACUUGGAAAGCUCAACAAGGUCUUGCAAAACAAUGCAAAGUACCAAGUAGUACCAAAAAAGCUGACCAUAGGUAAGCGUCUCGCACAAUGUCUGCAUCCAGCAUUGCCAGGAGGAGUUCACCGGAAGGCGCUUGAAACGUACGAGAUCAUCUUCAAAAUCAUCGGUCCGAAGCGUCUGGCGAAGGAUCUCUUUCUGUACAGUUCUGGGCUUUUCCCUCUUCUUGCCAAUGCCGCCAUGUCCGUUAAACCAACCCUUCUUAGUCUGUAUGAGAUUUAUUACCUGCCUCUGGGAAAAACAUUAAAGCCUGGCCUGCAAGGGUUGUUAACAGGAAUUCUUCCUGGUUUAGAGGAGGGCUCAGAGUACUAUGAGAGAACAAACACCUUGUUGGAGAAGGUCGCUACAGCAGUGGAUCAGUCAGCCUUCUACAGUGCCCUGUGGGGGAGUCUUCUCACCAGCCCCGCUGUCCGCUUGCCUGGAAUCACUUACGUUCUGUCUCAUCUAAACCGAAAGCUUUCUAUGGAAGACCAGCUUUACAUCAUCGGCAGCGAUAUUGAAUUAAUGGUAGAAGCAGUGAGAACCUCAGUGCAGGAUUCAAGUGUACUGGUACAGAGAAGCACACUGGACCUCAUUCUCUUCUGUUUCCCCUUCCAUAUGAGUCAGGCUACUCGGCCAGACAUGAUCAGGAUCCUGUCAGCGGCGCUUCACGUUGUGCUGAGGCGAGAUAUGUCAUUGAACCGCAGGCUCUACGCCUGGCUUCUUGGCUUUGAUAACAAUGGGGCUAUAAUAGGACCCAGAAGCACGAGACACAGUAAUCCCGAGGAACACGCCUCAUACUACUUUGCCACUUUUUCUAAAGAAAUGUUGGUCCAGGCAAUGGUGGGGAUCCUUCAAGUGAAUGGAUUUGGAGAAGAAAGCACAUUAAUGCAGGACCUCAAACCUUUUCGCAUUUUAAUCAGUUUACUGGACAAGCCUGAGUUAGGACCUGUAAUCCUAGAGGAUGUAUUGAUUGAAGUAUUUAGAACAUUGUACACCCAGUGCAAAGCAGAAUUGGAUCUCCAGGUGGAACCCCCCUUCAGCAAGGAUCACGCCCAGCUGAGCAGCAAAUUGAGGGAAAAUAAGAAAACAGCGGAGCUGAUUAAAACGGCCAAUCUUCUCUUCAAUUCUUUCGAGCCUUAUUAUAUGUGGGAUUACAUUGCCCGUUGGUUUGAAGAGUGUUGUAGGAGGACACUACAUGCCAGACUUCAAAAUGGCCUUGGAGAUGGUAGUGAACCAUCUGAGUUACCACUGACCAAUUUCUGCCUACUGGUGGAUUUUUUGUUGGAUAUUGUCUCUUUGCCUACUAGAAGUAUGAGGGUGCUGUGUCAGGAGACUUAUAUCGAAAUACAAACGGAACACUUGCCCCAGUUGCUGCUACGAAUGAUUUCUGCACUGACGAGCCACCUGCAGACUUUGCACUUGUCUGAACUAACAGAUUCCCUCAGGCUCUGUUCGAAGAUACUGAGCAAGGUUCAACCCCCACUGCUCUCUGCAGGGACGGACGGUGUAGCCCACUUUCCAAGAGGUCAGACCAGUUCUCUCAAGGAAUGGGAAGACAAAAAGGCCCCCCCCAUUUCUGCCGAAAAUCCCAACGAUGUGUUCGAAGAUGGCGACAAUCCCCCAAGCAGUCGAUCGUCUGAGAGCGGGUUCACCGAAUUCGUACAGUACCAGGCCGAUAAGGCGGACGACAUCGACAGGGUAGUGAGUGAAAACCAAGGGCCAUCCGGGGUUCCGGUGGGUAGUACGUCUUCGGAGACCGAAACCGCCUCCACCGGGGGGUCGGAAGAAACCAUCAUCCGGCUCCCUUCCUCGGUUGCACAAGGGACAGCGACACAGAGUGGGAAGACGGGCCAAAAGACUGCAAUGCAGUACUGCUUGGCGUACUUCCAACAGUUUUUAACCAGACUUAUCAACCUCUACAUCAUCCAGUGUAACUCCUCGUCUCAGUCUUUGGCAACAGAGCUUUCCGGGGAGCUGCCCCGAGAGCACCAGGAGACUACAAAAUGGGACAUCAACUCCCAAGGAGACGUCAAAGGGCAAACCCCGAGUAAACCCCCAGCUCCGAAAGAAUACCUUUCUGCCUUCGUUGCUGCUUGCCAGCUCUUCCUCGAAUGUUCCAGUUUUCCUGUGUACAUUGCUGAGGGAAACCACUCUUCAGAGUUACAGUCCGAGAAGUCAGAUAUUGAGUGUGAGCAGGUGCAACCUCCCCUGUGGCUCCAGACCCUAAUGAACGCUUGCAGUCAAGCCAGUGACUUCAGUGUUCAGAGCGUGGCGAUAUCGUUGGUCAUGGACUUGGUGGGAUUGACCCAAUCUGUUGCUGUGGUUACUGGGGAAAACGUAAACAGCGUAGAGCCUGCCCAGCCUUUAAGUCCAAACCAGGGAAGGGUGGCUGUGGUUAUAAGGCCACCCCUUACUCAAGGUAACCUGAGGUACACAGCUGAAAAGACAGAAUUUUUCAAGCAUGUCGCUUUAACCUUGUGGGAGCAACUGGGAGAGAAGACACCCCAGCAUCACCAGAAGAGCGUGGAACUUUUCUACCAGCUACACAAUUUGGUUCCUUCCUCUAGCAUCUGUGAGGAUGUCAUUAGUCAGCAGCUAACCCACAGAGAUAAGAAAGUAAGGAUGGAAGCACAUGCAAAGUUUGCAGUACUUUGGCAUCUAACCAGGGACCUGCAUAUAAAUAAAUCAUCAUCUUUUGCACGCUCUUUUGACAGGUCUUUGUUUAUCAUGUUAGACAGCCUUAACAGCUUGGACGGUUCUACCUGUUCUGUGGGGCAAGCCUGGCUGAAUCAAGUCCUGCAGAGGCACGAUAUUGCAAGAGUCCUGGAACCCCUUCUGCUACUACUGCUGCAUCCAAAAACGCAGCGGGUUUCUGUGCAGCGGGUGCAAGCCGAGCGUUAUUGGAAUAAAUCUCCUUGUUAUCCCGAGGAAGAAAGUGACAAGCAUUUCGUGGCAAACUUUGCCUGUCCUGAUGCCUUUUCCCACAUGCCAGCCAGCCAAGGACAACUUAUCAUUCCGCAAGGAACCAGUGAAAAGCAGUUGGUCAUGGACGAGAUGGAGAACUUCAGCCUCACCGUCAACCCUUUAAGCGACAGACUUUCCCUGUUGAGUACCAGCAGCGAGACGAUCCCAAUGGGCGUGGCGGAUUUUGACCUCCCGGACCCGCAGAUCGAAAUCCUUCAGAGCUCUGACUCCGGGUGCUCCCAGACCUCAGGCGGCGACAACCUCAGCCUCGAGGCGGACCCGGAGAAUGCCGAUCCGGACGAUCGGCCCCGGUCGCCCAAGGAAGACUCCCUGGAUGAAAUCAUCCAGCAAGUGGUGAGCGACCUCAUCUGCCAAGUCGUCAGCGGCCUGGAAAAGGAACCCGAGCCAGUUCCCCAGCCAGGCCCAACGGAUGCCCCCUCCUCAAAAUUCAACGCUUCAGAUCCCGCCGAGGAGGUCGCCCCAAGCGAGGAUCGAACCACAGGGAGCAGCCAGAGCAGUCUGCUCGGCCAGGGGUGCUCUCAGUUCUUAUCCGUCUCCGCCGAGGCCGGGUUUGAGGGCCUGGCGAGCGGAAUGUCCCGGAAUAGCUCCUCCCCCUGUAUCUCAGCGCCCCAGCCCCCGCUCCGGGACCCAGGAGCCCGGUCAGCCGAAACGAAGGCCCGGCAACGGAGCCACAGCAGCAUCCAGUUCGGCUGCCGGGAGAAGCCGGCCGAGAAGGUCCCGGAGAAGCAGACGAUCGUCAAAGAGUCGGGGAAGCAGCCGGGGGCCAAGCCCAAAGUCAAACUCGCCCGGAAGAAAGACGAAGACAAGAAGAAAGGGCCGAACGAGAAGCCCAAGCCGACCAACGUCUUCUUUAGCGACGGCCUGGAUCUAGAGAACUGGUACAGCUGCGGCGAGGGGGAGAUCUCAGAGAUAGAGAGCGACGUGGGGUCCCCGGGGACGCGGAAGUCGCCCCACUUUAACAUCCAUCCCCUGUAUCAGCACGUGCUGCUCUACCUGCAGUUGUACGAUUCAUCGAGGACGCUGUACGCCUUCUCCGCCGUGAAGGCCAUCUUGAAAACAAAUCCUAUCGCUUUCGUCAACGCCAUCUCCACCACGAGCGUCAACAACGCGUACACGCCUCAACUGUCUCUGCUUCAGAACCUCUUGGCCCGGCACCGGAUAUCGGUCAUGGGCAAAGACUUCUACAGUCACAUCCCGGUGGACUCGAACCAUAAUUUCCGCAGCUCCAUGUACAUAGAAAUCCUCAUCUCUCUCUGUCUGUAUUACAUGCGGAGCCACUACCCGACGCACGUCAAAGUGGCUCCCCAGGACCUGAUCGGCAACCGCAACAUGCAGAUGAUGAGCAUCGAAAUCCUGAGCCUCCUCUUUUCGGAACUGGCCAAGGUCAUCGAGAGCUCCGCCAAGGGCUUCCCGAGCUUCAUUUCCGACAUGCUGUCCAAGUGCAAGGUGCAGAAGGUGAUCCUCCACUGCCUGCUGUCGUCCAUCUUCAGCGCCCAGAAAUGGCACAGUGAGAAGACGGCGGGGAGGAACCUCGUGGCUCUCGAGGAAGGCUUCUCGGAGGACAGCCUCAUCAACUUCUCGGAGGACGAAUUCGACAACGGCAGCACGCUUCAGUCCCAGCUCUUGAAGGUCCUUCAGAGGCUGAUCGUCCUGGAGCAUCGGGUCAUGACGGGGCCCGAGGAGAACGAAGCCGGCUUCGAGUUCGUCAUCACCGACCUGGAGCACAUCAACCCGCAGCAGCCGAUGACUUCCCUUCAGUACCUACACGCCCAGCCCAUCACGUGCCAGGGCAUGUUUCUCUGCGCGGUGAUAAGAGCUUUGCAUCAGCACUGCGCCUGCAGAAUGCACCCGCAGUGGAUUGGCCUGAUCACCUCCACGCUGCCUUACAUGGGGAAAGUUCUGCAGAGAGUGGUGGUCUCUGUGACCCUUCAGCUCUGCAGGAAUCUGGAUAAUCUAAUCCAGCAGUAUAAAUACGAAACGGGAUUGUCCGACAACAGGCCGCUUUGGAUGGCAUCAAUUAUUCCUCCAGAUAUGAUGCUGACUCUCCUGGAAGGCAUCACAACCAUUAUCCAUUACUGUCUGUUGGAUCCAGCCACGCAGUAUCAUCAGCUUUUGGUCAAUGUAGACCAAAAACACUUGUUUGAAGCUCGCAGUGGGAUCCUGUCCAUCCUCCAUCUGAUCAUGUCCUCUGUGACCUUGCUUUGGAGCAUCCUGCACCAGGCAGAUUCUUCAGAGAAAGCCACGGUUGCCGCUGCUGCGUCUGUGACCACCGUGAACCUUGGAUCCACUAAGAACCUGAGGCAGCAGAUUCUUGAAUUGUUGGGCCCAAUCUCGAUGAAUCACGGCGUGCACUUCAUGGCCGCGGUUGCUUUUGUGUGGAACGAACGGAGGCCGAGCAAAACGGCUAAUCGGACAAAGGUCAUCCCAACGGCCAGUGAAGAACAGCUUUUGCUAGUGGAGCUGGUUCGCUCCAUCAGUGUCAUGAGAACUGAGACGGUCAUCCAGACGGUGAAAGAAGUUUUAAAGCAACCGCCAGCCAUAGCCAAAGACAAGAAACAUCUUUCAUUGGAAGUCUGCAUGCUUCAGUUUUUCUUUGCAUAUAUUCAAAGGAUUCCUGUACCUAACCUGAUGGACAGCUGGGCAUCCUUGCUGGUUCUCCUCAAAGACUCCAUCCAACUGAAUCUCCCAGCACCUGGGCAGUUUCUCCUACUUGGGGUUCUGAAUGAGUUUAUUAUGAAAAACCCCAGUCUGGAAAAUAAAAAAGAUCAAAGAGACCUUCAGGAUGUUACUCAUAAAAUAGUGGAUGCCAUCGGAGGAAUUGCUGGAUCUUCUUUGGAGCAGACUACUUGGUUACGACGAAAUCUAGAAGUUAAGCCUUCCCCCAAAAUCAUGGUUGAUGGAACCAGUCUGGAAUCUGAUGUUGAAGACAUGUUGUCUCCUGCUAUGGAAACUUCAAACAUCACUCCUUCAGUCUAUAGCGUGCACGCAUUGACACUACUGUCUGAGGUUUUGGCUCAUCUUUUGGAUAUGGUGUUCUACAGUGAUGAAAAGGAGAGGGUUAUUCCGUUACUUGUAAAUAUUAUGCAUUAUGUUGUUCCCUACCUCCGAAAUCACAGUGCUCACAACGGCCCCAGUUAUCGAGCUUGUGCCCAGCUCCUUGGCAGCCUCAGCGGCUAUCAGUAUACAAGAAGAGCUUGGAAAAAGGAAGCCUUUGACCUCUUUAUGGAUUCCAGUUUCUUCCAAAUGGAUGCCUCUUGUGUCAACCAUUGGCGAGCAAUUAUGGACAACCUGAUGACCCAUGACAAAACAACUUUUAGGGAUUUGAUGACACGAGUAGCCGUGGCUCAGAGCAGUUCUCUCAACCUGUUUGCGAACCGGGACGUGGAGCUGGAACAGAGAGCUAUGCUCCUUAAAAGACUUGCAUUUGCUAUUUUCAGCAGUGAAAUUGACCAGUAUCAGAAAUACCUGCCAGACAUACAAGAACGAUUGGUAGAGAGCCUCCGUCUGCCCCAGGUGCCCACCCUGCACUCCCAGGUGUUCCUGUUCUUCAGAGUGUUGCUUUUAAGGAUGUCUCCUCAGCAUCUCACCUCUCUUUGGCCAACUAUGAUCACCGAGCUUGUGCAAGUGUUUUUACUAAUGGAACAGGAGCUCACGGCCGAUGAGGACAUUUCAAGGACUGCAGGCCCCUCUGUGGCUGGGUUGGAGACCACGUACACAGGGGGUAAUGGCUUCUCUACUUCCUAUAACAGCCAGCGGUGGUUGAACCUGUACCUCUCAGCCUGCAAGUUUCUGGAUUUGGCUCUGGCGCUGCCCUCAGAAAACCUUCCCCAGUUUCAGAUGUACCGCUGGGCCUUUAUUCCCGAAGCAUCCGAUGAUUCAGGGUUAGAAGUACGAAGGCAAGGUACACAUCAGCGGGAAUUUAAACCCUAUGUGGUACGACUGGCAAAAUUGCUGCGGAAAAGGGCAAAGAAAACGCCCGAAGAGGACAGUGCGGGGAAGGCCCUGGGCUGGGAGCCGGGCCAGCUGCUGCUCACCAUCUACACCGUGCGCUCCAUCGAACAGCUCCUGCCCUUCUUCAACGCGCUCAGCCAGGUCUUCAACAGCAAAGUCAUGAGCCGGUACCUGGGACACUUAGGGAGUCCCGCCCUCUACCCCAGCGCCUUCCCCACCAAGGACAUUAAGCCGGAAAACCAGAAAAUGUUCUCCAGCAAAGCCAGGCAAAAAAUCGAAGAGACCGUGGAGAAGGAUUUUCUGGAAGGGGUGAUUAAAACGUGAGCACAGACCGCGGCUCGGCUUUGGCGUCCUGGAACUGUUGCACAGGGGCUCCCCCACCCUGCCUCCCACCGCUUCCCGGUUGGAUGGUGUUUCUUUUUUAUUUUCUAUGUAACAAAUCCUGUUGGGGUGUAUUUAAUUUAAACAUUUGUAAAUAGGAACAAACGUUCUGGAUGUGGCCUGAAUCAUGUUUAAAUAUUGUCGGCUCAUAUUGAUUAUGGUGCCUCAGAAUAUAUAUGUAUAUAUAUAUAGAAAGAGAGCUGUAUAGAGACACAUAGUCCAUCUGUUUUAUCGUCCCGGGUUCUGUCCUAACUCUGCAAAAUACAAGUUGCACUUUUUUUC